This is a messenger RNA of Punctularia strigosozonata HHB-11173 SS5, 1442 nucleotides long. RefSeq names its product Aldo/keto reductase. The coding region runs from base 207 to 1253 and encodes 348 amino acids. The record is from RefSeq and is a predicted model, not a curated record. NCBI's taxonomy places the organism in Eukaryota, Fungi, Basidiomycota, Agaricomycetes, Corticiales, Punctulariaceae. The transcript is spliced from 9 exons.
CGGGACGGCUACGCAACGUGAACGAAUAGGCGUGUGCUGACUGGCAUGCGACCCGCGCGAUCCACCUGCGUACCCUAUGAGAUAGGGUUCACGAAUGGGUUACUGCGCUAUAAGAGGUUCAUGGGUACACCUGCCAUCUUCAUUCCCGCUUCCCAGGUUCCUCUGCCCAUCGCACAUCCCGUAAUCACUAGCACCAUAUCCAAGAUAUGUCUACUACCACCACCAUCGUCAAGAAGGAGAUGCCAUAUGUGCGCCUCGGCAAGUCCGGUUUAAAGGUGUCCAAGCUCAUUCUGGGAUGCAUGUCGUAUGGGACGCCCAAAUGGCAAGGCUGGGUCCUCGAAGAAGAGGAAGCGAUCAAGCACAUCAAGGCUGCAUACGAUGCUGGUAUCAACACCUUCGACACCGCGAACGUUUACUCGCAUGGGUUGUCGGAGGAGAUCCUCGGACGCGCGAUCAAGCAGCUUAACCUGCCUCGCGGCGAGAUCGUUGUGAUGACCAAGGUCUUCUUCACCGUCGCGCGGUCGUACGAGGAGGACACAGUGUUCAGCGACGUCGACAAAAUGGGCUACGUCAACCAACAUGGGCUGAGCCGCAAGCAUAUCUUCGACUCGGUCAAGGCGUCGUUGAAGAGGCUGCAACUGGACUACAUCGACGUGCUCCAGUGCCACCGCUUCGACUCCCAGACGCCGAUCGAAGAGACGAUGCAGGCGCUGCACGACGUUGUCAAAGCCGGUUAUGUGCGCUACAUCGGCAUGAGCUCGUGCUGGGCUUGGCAGUUCAGCGUCAUGCAGAACUACGCGAUCACCCACAACCUCACGCCCUUCGUGUCGAUGCAGAACCACCACUCGGUCAUCUACCGCGAGGAGGAGCGCGAGAUGUUCCCGACGCUGAAGCAUUUCGGCGUCGGUAUCAUCCCCUGGUCCCCGCUCGCGCGCGGGCUCGUGUGUCGCCCGCUGAACGCGACCACCAAGCGUAAGGAGACCGACCCAUGGCAAAACGGCUACCUCGGGUACGGGGCCGAAGAAGUCAUCACGCGGAUCGAAGAGAUCGCGAACAAGCGCGGUAUCACGAUGGCACAGGUCGCCGUCGCGUGGAGCAUGGGCAAGGAGGGCGUCACAGCCCCGAUCGUCGGUACCACCAGCCUCAAAAACCUCGAGGAUCUCGUCGCCGCGACCAAGAUCACCCUGACCGAGGAGGAGGUGAAACGCCUCGAGGAGCCAUACCAACCCCGCCCGGUGUCCGGGCACUCGUGAACAGCGCACGCAUCAGCUGUACGCGGUACUUUUUUUGUACUAGUAGCUUCCUGAAAACGCGUCUGAGCUUCGGCGGGGAAUGCCCGGAGAGCCAAAAGCAAUGUUUGUACAAUACGCCCAGUGUCGUUCGUGAGGGCCCGCGUGCUCUGGAUAUUGUAGAGCACUACAUAGCGAGAUCUUCGCCUACUG